AUGGCAGGAAAGAAUCAGAUCACAGAGGCUGAGUUCAAUACCCCGAAUCGAACCAUGGUAGGUAGUGGUGGUGAUGAAGGUGGAGUUGGUGGUUGUGGUGGUAAUGGGGAUGGUGAUUGUGAACGUGGUGGUGGUGGUGGUAAUGGCAGGAUGGUGGUGGUUGUGGUGUUGGUUGUGGAGGUGGUAGUGGAUGUGGAGGUUUUGGAGGAGGUGGUUAUUGUGGAGAUGGAGGAGGUGGUGGAGGUGUCGGAGGUGGAGGUGAAGGUGGAGGAGGUGGUGGUGGCAGUGGUGGCAGAGGAUGAGGAGGAGAAGGAUGUGGUGGUGGUGAUGGCGGUGGUUGUGGAGGUAGUGAAUGUGGUGAUGCAAGUGGUGGACUUGGAUGUGGAAGUGGAGGUUGUGUCAUUUUUUAAAAUGAAUGAUGGUAUUUUGGGAAUUAAAAAAAUUCAUUAA
Molecule: messenger RNA, 450 nt
Organism: Prunus armeniaca (apricot)
Lineage: Eukaryota; Viridiplantae; Streptophyta; Magnoliopsida; Rosales; Rosaceae
Source: the annotation of a GenBank genome assembly